Molecule: messenger RNA, 3980 nt
Organism: Xenopus laevis (African clawed frog)
Lineage: Eukaryota; Metazoa; Chordata; Amphibia; Anura; Pipidae
Gene: rell1.L
Product: RELT-like 1 L homeolog
Exons: 8
Coding region: 183-1037 (284 amino acids)
Biological process (GO): positive regulation of p38MAPK cascade
Cellular component (GO): plasma membrane
Source: RefSeq, a predicted model, not a curated record
GGUGCGCAACUAACAAGGGCACCAGGUUCACUGAAUCCGCCUCUGAUAUUAGGCGCUGACUUCCCUGCGCACUCAAACGUCUGGCCUCUCCGUACGUCACUGAGCUCGGCUCCACCCACAACCCGCCUGCUUAUCCCGUGGCUUCGGGUGACAAAGUGAGAAGUCGGACUGAAGCAGCCGCUAUGGCUCCCGCACUUGUGUUUGACUCCUUGUCAUGGGCCGGGAGAGCCGCCCGGAGCGUCGACGCUCACACCUCUAUUGAUCCCAACGCGAGUUCGGGGAAUGAAAAUACAGGAACCGUCAACGACAUCCCCAGCAACACUGAAUAUGUGGCUUUUGUGUUGGUGCCCGUUUUCUUCAUCAUGGGUCUUGUGGGAGUGCUCAUCUGCCAUUUGCUCAAGAAGAAGGGCUAUCGCUGUACUACUGAGGCUGAGCCUCCUCCAGUGGAAGAAAAAAUAGUAGGAGAAAAAAUUGAGAUGCAUGAAAGCAACGGGGACACAAAUACUGACACCGUUGGACACAUUGUCAACUUCAUAAUGAAGAAUGAAGCUAAUGCUGAUGUUCUGAAGGCCAUGGUGGCAGACAACUCCGUAGUUGGGGAUACAAGUGUUUUUGAUCCCGAGAGCCCUACUACUCCAAACACACCGACUAGUCCUCUACCUCCUGACACUCCUAUUAGUCCUACCUCUCCUACUGAAACUCCCUCCAAGCAUUCCUGCCGUGGCUCCCAUCUUCACACCGUUGGAGGAGUGGCGGAAAGGAACGUGUGCUCUCGCUGCACCAACAAAAGAUGGCACUUGAUAAAGUCGCCACAAAAACAUAAAGAGCCACGAAGAAGCCACCAAGGAGCAGUGACUGUUCUGUCUGUGGGAAGGUUCAGGGUCACCAAAGUGGAACCCAAGUCAAAAGAAAGAAAGAGGUUAAUGGCAGACAGGACGGAAGCUACAAAUGGAGAGAUCCCUGUCACUCCGGUUAGAGUGGAUACCAGGCAGAGAAGUGGCACAGACUCAGAGCCUCAAAGUCCUGUAGACACCUGAGGAGAUGGAACUCUCCAGCCAUUACACUGAGAUUGUCCAAACAACAAAGCUAUUUUAGGGGGCUCUGCCUGGAUGGAGUUCUUCAGUUACAUAAAAGCAGAGCUUACUUGACUAUUUACCAGAUGGAGCACCACACCUCUCAACUUCUGAGCUUUUAAAUGGAACACUGCACCUACAUAAAGAAAUUGAUUUAGAACGGCUUUCUGUACAAAUAGAAGUAUUUUCAAGAUUCAGGGUUGCUGGGCAGGAAGUUGCUUUUCUUCUAGUUAGUAUAGUAUAGUUAGUAUGUAGCUACUGUAUCUGCAUUUUUGACAUUUUUCCCCAUGAGCUAUUAUCUGUUGUGUCUGCUGGAAACACAAAAAAAAGGAAAAAAACAAAAAAUGCAUACAUCACCUGUAACGGGCAGGUGUUCGGCCACAUAUUUCUAUACACAAAACAAACCAAACACUAAAAACACAAAUGUGUACGUUAUAUACUAACUUUCGGUGGCACGCCUAGGGUUUCUGGAAGAACCGCAGGAGCUGCAUGUAAACAUCUAACAACAAAAGUGCAGCGACAGUCUAUAGGAGAAAGCAAACACCGAAGUGCCCUCUGAGUAAAUAAUGUUUAUUCAACCUUAUUUUCAAGGAUACACAUCACGCGGACUUCAUAGUCUAAAAUGCAAAGUCUCAGAUUCACUUUCAUCCCUUCCAGGGUUUUAUGCUAGUUCAUAGCUACCUUUCCUCUGUGCCCAAACCUCACUUGCUCUUUCAUGUGUUUGUCUUCCUUUCUUGCCCCAAAUUGUGUCUGUACCAAUGUGUUACAGGCCAGUUGCACUUGGUGGGUGCUACAAAGAAACUAUUCAGAGAGUUUCAUAUCUUGAGUCUCUACUUUUGCGUUAACCCUCUUACAAGGCAAUGUUAGAUUCUGGCACACAGAACUGAACAUAUUAACACAAAGAGGACUAUUUAUUAAAAGUAGAAUUUUAGUGGUUUUAAAGGUUUUUGAAACCACGACUAAACUCACUUUCUCUAAAACCAUGAAUGUCAUAAUUUAAAAAAAAAAUAUAUAAACUUUUAGCACAAACAGGAAAAGUCGCAAAAACUGUGUUUUUCGUAUUGUUGCAUUGAAAAGCCCAAUCCAAAAAGUCGUGGCUUAAUAAAUCGGCCCAGAGAGCAUCACAAAAAUCUAGGAUAGAUUGUUUUUUUUUUUUUUUAAAGGAUUUCUUUUUUAUUAAACAUUUUCCAUUAAUACAGAACACAGUUCUGCUCUGGAUUUACUAUGCCCCUGGACUAAUCAGCUAGUAUAAUACAACGUUUACAUGGACAGUUUGUAUGGAGUGUGGUUCAUCAGGCAUAAACCACGGCAGCAGUAUUUUGUCAUAACUUUAUAAUAAAGAAAAAAAAAAAUCUAAAAAGAACAGGAAUAGUGGUAUAGGUAUAGGAUCCGUUAUCCGGAAACCCAUUAUUCUCCGAUUUAAGGAAAGGCCUUCUCUCAGACUCCAUUUUAUCCAAAUAAUCCAAAUGCUUGAAAAUUAUUUUCUUUUUCUAUGUAAUAAUAAAACAGUACCUUGUACCAAUCAUUGUAGAGACCAGCAGAGAAAUAUACCCUAUAAUUGUCCUCUAAAGGUAAGGAACAGGAAGAGCAUUUUAGCUCAUCUAGGUGCCAGAUUUUUCAUGGGGUAGAUAUACACCUUCUCCUACAGUGAGAGCAGCAAUACACAUGGAUUAGGAUAGCCACAAUGGGUUUAUGCAAAUGACAGACAAAGCGAAACCAUUUGAUCAGAACAGAAACUGCUCAAUCUAUGCCUGGACGGUCAAGAAAGUGACAAAUGAGAGAGCAAAACAGAUAUUUAGAGACUAGUUUAGCAUGAUGGGUUGAAACAGACAAGGCCCAUCAAGUAAAGAAUGGCAAUCACUGUUAUAGGUUAUGGAUUGUCUAGAGCUCUGUACUUUGCUUCAGGUCUAGCAACACAAUAGAGGUUUGCUUUUUCAACGGGUGACCAGUAAAGGCAACCUACCCAUAAAAAGGAAGAAGUUGUGUUUGUCAAACUUAUCAUUGGUAUUGAUGACAGUGGCUGAAAUGUGCCCAUACUAUGCGUUCAAAUAGAUGGCGAUAGUACAGGACAAUGAAACUUUGUAUUACCGCACACCUCCUUCCACUUUUUCUGCGUAGUGGUGCUGGUCCACCGUUGACCUUGCCUGGUCACCUUAAUGCUUUGUAUUCUCGAAAAACGGUCCGCACACACCAAUGUUGCAGUCGGGGAUAGUGCCCCUUUUAUUAAUGCCACCAACAAUAAAUAUUCAACGUUUCGGGGGGACACAGCCUCCCUUCUUCAGGAUAAAUUUACAAAGUGCACAGUGCCAUAUUCUUAUACCCUUGACUCCUCCCAUCUCAUCUGUGUAACACCUCAUUAGUAUCAAUCAUGUGAUUAACCCAUUCAGUUCAUUUAAGUAUAAUUACAGUGUAAAUCAUGUUUUCAAUAAUAUUACAUAUAUUUUUCAUUACUUAGUGGAAAACAUUUCUUUCAACCAAUAAAAAACAUUUUUUACUCACUGCCCCUGGUUGCGUUUUUACUUUAGCUUUAAUAUUUGGAAAAUCUUAACACCACUCUUGUGCAAUUGGGCUAUCAUGAUACUUCAUCUGUGAAGGAAAAGGGUGAUUGUAAAAAUUAUUAAAAAGUGUAUAAAUAUCUAAAAAACCUACAAAACCACAUAUAUUACAAAUAACAUGUUAAGUUAAAAUCUUCAUUGAGGCCUUUAGGCGAAAGUGUUUUCAGACGCCAAAUCCAAUAUGCUUCUCUCCUCAAUAAUGAUUUUUUAAAAUCAACACCUGCAUUUUUAUAAAUAACUUCUAAAACUUGCCAUCUUAUUUGGGAGACAUUAUGUUUCACAUUAUAAAAGUGUCUAGCUAGUAGGGUUUCUCUUUUGUAUUUCUCUUUACUUCUUUUAUCUUUAGGAUCAG